UCGAUGGUCACUCAUCCCGGACGGCUCGUAGAAAGUGGACGCACAACGGUCUCCGCGUCUCCGGUCGGGCACGAGAAACGAGUUUCAAGCGCGAGCAUAUAAAGUCCACAGCACGAACCACCCUGGAACGUGCCGAGAAUCGAGAGAAGAACCCCCGGCACCACCCCCGGGAACCGAAACCGGCUUUUACGAAUGGAACAGUGACUCGGUUGUGUGUACCAAAGUGUGUCCAACUAUCAAGUGAGCCUUCGGUGUGAUCUUAAUUGAGUUUGCGGGAGGACCACGCCAAAGGGCCUCAUCAUGUUGGUUCGUGGCCACGGUUUGGGUGCGAUGCUGGUGACGACUGUGCUUCUGAUUGUGCUCGUUGCCCUCACGUUGGCACCGGUUUCCGGUGUUCCAUUCGGUAUACCGCGGCGCUCCGGUAAUGCAUUCGUGAAGCGAAUGUCGGAAAGUGAUGAGUCGACGGAAUUCGGUCGUCGAUUCGAUCGACAAGCGUGCGGCUAUCAGUCAUGUCCGAAGCCAAAGAAAGGUAUGCUGAACGUGCAUCUGGUACCGCACACGCAUGACGACGUCGGUUGGCUGAAGACGGUCGAUCAGUACUACUAUGGAAGUAAAACAACCAUCCAGAAGGCUGGGGUGCAGUACAUCCUAGACUCGGUCAUUCAAUCGCUGCUCGCCAAUCCGGAGCGCAAGUUCAUCUACGUCGAAUCGGCCUUCUUCUUCAAGUGGUUCAACGAGCAGACGGAGGAACUGCAAGACCAGGUCCGGCAGCUAGUCAACGAAGGUCGGCUCGAGUUUAUCGGUGGAGCGUGGAGCAUGAACGAUGAGGCCGCUGCCCACUACCACAGCAUCGUCGAUCAGUUUACUUGGGGAUUACGGUUGCUGAACGAUACGUUCGGUGAAUGUGGACGUCCCCGGAUCGGUUGGCAGAUUGAUCCGUUCGGCCAUUCGCGCGAACAAGCUUCGCUCUUUGCACAGAUGGGCUACGAUGGGUUGUUCUUCGGACGGCUCGACUAUCAGGACAAGCAAGAGCGUAUGACGCACAAACGGGCGGAGAUGAUCUGGAAAACGAGCCCCAACCUAGACGAUGCGGACCUAUUCACCGGCGUGCUGUAUAACCUUUAUCAGGCACCACCAGGGUUCUGUUUCGAUAUCUUGUGCUCCGACGAGCCGUUCAUCGAUGGGCGCUAUUCGGCAGAGAACAACGUGAAGGCUAAGGUGGACAAGUUCCUGUACUACGUCGAUCUGCAGGCACAGAGCUACCGUACGAAUAACAUCAUCCUCACGAUGGGAGGUGACUUUACGUACAUGGAUGCUAAUGUAUACUUCAAGAACAUGGACAAACUGAUCAAGUACACUAACGCUCGUCAAUCGAAUGGUACGAACGUGAACGUUUUCUACUCAACACCAUCGUGCUACUUGAAGGCACUGCACGACACCGGGAUCACCUGGCCAACGAAGGGUGACGACUUCUUCCCGUACGCUUCCGAUCCACACUCCUACUGGACCGGGUACUACACGUCCCGACCGACCAGCAAGCGUUUCGAGCGCAUCGGCAAUCACUUCCUCCAGGUGUGCAAGCAACUGACCGCACUAGCACCGGUACGCGAAAGUCACAUGGAACCGCAUCUGACCAUAUUGCGUGAGGCGCUGGGAGUGAUGCAGCACCAUGAUGCCAUUACCGGAACCGAGAAGCAACACGUGGCCAACGAUUACGCUAGGAUGUUGAAUCGUGCGAUCGGUGCUUGCGGUGCCAACACGCAGGCCAUCUUGAAUCAAAUUGUUGAUCCCAAGUAUCGUCGAUCGCUACGAGCCGAGCAGGAGUCUGGCGCACAAGAGCAGCACCCAGGAGUCUCUCCCCGACCCAACUACAAGUUUGACUUCAGUUCGUGUCAUCUGCUGAACGUGAGCAAGUGUGAGCUGACGGAAUCGAAGGAUAGUUUUACGAUCACGCUUUACAAUCCGCUCGCUCACGCCGGUCACCAGUAUGUCCGGGUACCGAUCACCGACGGGCAUUUCGUCGUACGUGACUACCGAAACGUGGAGGUCCCGGCCCAGAUUGUGCCGAUUCCGGAGGCGGUACAGCGGCUUAGCUAUCGGUUCAGCAACGCCACCUCGGAGUUGGUGUUCCUAGCGAAUGAGCUGCCACCGUUGGGCUACAAAUCGUACUUUGUCAACCGUGCGAUUGAUACGCUCGAUGACUUCAUUCACGAAAUGUCCAAUCAACCAGUAGGCUCCUCGGUUGCCGAAGCAACACCGCUCGCCGAUCCAGGCCGGUGGCAAUCGCAGGAAGUCACGAUCGGUAACAAGUAUCUGAACGUCAGCUUCGACUCUAGCGGAUUCCUCAGCUCGAUCACGGUCGACGGUGUAACGAACCGACUGAGGCAAUCAUUCGUCUACUACGAAGGUGCGCUCGGUAACAACGAGGAGUUCCGUAAUCGCUCAUCCGGUGCGUACAUCUUCCGACCGAACGGUACCGAGAAGACGGUCACAGAGACGGUGCAACUGAAAGUGAUCCGUGGAGGAACGGUCCAGGAGGUGCAUCAGGUGUUUAACGAGUGGAUCAGUCAGGUGGUACGCGUGUAUGCCGAUGAGUCGCACGUCGAGUUCGAGUGGAUGGUCGGACCGAUUCCGGUGGCCGAUGGUAUUGGUAAAGAGAUUGUAAGCCGCUUCUAUACCGCCAUCCAAUCGAAUGGCGUCUUCUGGACUGACUCGAAUGGGCGCGAUAUGAUUAAACGGGUACGAAAUCACCGCGACACCUGGAAGCUAGAUCUGAUGGAGAAGAUCUCGGGCAACUACUAUCCGGUUACGACCCGUAUCGCUCUCGAGGAUGAUAACCUUCGGUUGGCGGUGCUGAAUGAUCGUUCUCAAGGUGGCUCCAGUCUGGAGGACGGAUCGCUCGAGUUGAUGGUGCAUCGACGCCUACUGCAUGAUGAUGCAUUCGGUGUCGAGGAACCGCUCGAUGAGAAGGCCUUCGGUAAGGGAUUGGUCGCUCGCGGUAAACACUGGUUACUGUUCGGUGCGAAGAACACCGAAGCAAGCCCAACGAUCGAAGCACGAGAGCGCUUCCUGCAGAACCGUGUUCUGCUGCCAAACUGGCUGUUCUUCAGCGAUGCGAGUGACUUCAAGUACGACGACUGGCAGAAGCAGUACACCAACAUUUACUCUGCUCUCUCACUAUCACUCCCACUGAACGUCCAUUUGCUGACGUUCGAACCGUGGCAAGACAACAGCAUUCUGGUACGCUUCGAGCAUUUGCUGGAAGCGGACGAGGAUCCACUUUACUCGAAGCCCGUACGGUUCAACGUCCAGGACGUGUUCCGUCAGUUUAGCAUCGAAGAAAUCCGUGAAAUGACGCUCGGAGCUAACCAGCUGAAGAGCGAAUCCAGCCGGCUAAAGUGGAAACCAGAUCCGGACUACUUCGUAUUCGACGCCGUUAACCAGGUGGUAGCAGUACCGAAUGUGACUUCCGCGACCGCAACUGUCAACGGAGCAACCGUUCGUUCUACUUACCGGCGAUCGGUGCGCGAUGCUGUCGGAGAACCACGAAACGUUGCCGAUGAUGGUUACGAGAUCGUACUGAAUCCGAUGCAGAUUAGAACCUUCAUCUUUCAGCUGGAGUACAAGCCAUAGAGGAGACUGAAAUGUCCUAUUAGUACGCUAGGUUUUGUUUUAGAAUAAAUUUGCAAUUAGACCA
Molecule: messenger RNA, 3697 nt
Organism: Anopheles darlingi
Lineage: Eukaryota; Metazoa; Arthropoda; Insecta; Diptera; Culicidae
Product: lysosomal alpha-mannosidase-like
Exons: 6
Coding region: 301-3633 (1110 amino acids)
Biological process (GO): mannose metabolic process
Cellular component (GO): lysosome
Molecular function (GO): alpha-mannosidase activity; carbohydrate binding
Source: RefSeq, a predicted model, not a curated record